UUCCUACUGUGACAUGUCAAAAUGAUUUGAAUAGACUUAAUGGGCAUCGUUAACCAGGACAGGUGCAACUUGACAAGUUGAUCUAGUGGCAUGAAUGGGGUAUGGAGUUUGUCUCCAACUACAUCCGCUGUACAAGUCUGCGACCCACCUGCGAGAGAGAAUUAUGGCAGGGAAGCUGACAUCAGCGCAAGGCACAGGAAUACUGCUGGUGACAGCCAACGUUGGAUCCCUGUUCGAGGAUCCUGAAAAUCUACAGAAAACAUGGCUGAGGGAGUUUUACCAGACAGUACAGUCGCAUAAGCCUCACUUCUUGGCAGUGCACUGUCAAGAGGUUGGCGGGAAGAAUUAUGAGGCGUCCAUGUCACACGUGGAUAGUUUUGUCAAAGAGCUGUUGUCCAGUGAUGCCAUGAAGGAGUACAGCAGAGUCCGCGUCUACCUCGAUGAGAACUACAAAUCCCAGGAGCAUUUCACAGCUCUGGGAAGUUUCUACUUUAUCCACGAGUCUUUGAAAAACAUCCACCAGUUUGAUUUCAAAGCCAAGAAAUUCAGGAAGGUUGUGGGGAAGGAAACAUACUCAGAGACACUAGAAAGCACACCCUCGCUGGAGAAGGAGAAGUUUCCACAGGACUACUUUCCUGAGUGCAAGUGGUCCAGAAAGGGAUUCAUCAGAACUCGAUGGGCCCUGGCUGACUGUGCCUUUGAUCUGGUCAACAUCCACCUUUUCCACGAUGCUUCCAACUUGGUGGCCUGGGAGAAAAGCCCCUCUGUCUACUCUGGGACCAGGCAGAAGGCGCUGGGCUACGUUUUAGACAGGAUCACAGACCAGCGGUAUGAGAAGCUACCAUAUUUUGUCUUCGGAGACUUUAACUUCAGGCUGGACUCGAAGCAGGUUAUUGAGAGUCUCUGCUCCACUGCCACCAUGCAGACUGUCAGAGCCGCAGACACCAAUGAAGUCGACAAGCUAAUAUUCCGAGAAAGUGAUAAUGACCGAAAGGUUGUUCUUCAACUUGAAAAGAAGCUUUUUAAUUAUGUCAACCAGGACGUUUUCCGGGAAAACAAUGGGACCUCACUUUUAGAGUAUGACAAAGAGCUGUCGGUGUUCAAGGAUCGGCUGCAUGAACUGGAGAUCUCUUUCCCACCCAGUUACCCGUACAGUGAAGACAGCAGUCAGGGGAAGCAGUACAUGAACACCAGAUGCCCCGCCUGGUGUGACCGAAUCCUCCUGUCUGCCUCUGCCAGAGACCUGGUCUUCAAGCCUGAAAAUGAAGAGAAGUCUAUAGUCUAUGAUAACAUCGGGCCCAAUGUCUGCAUGGGGGACCACAAGCCUGUCUUCCUGUCCUUCCGAAUAACAGCGGGGGCAGGGAAGUGUUGCCAAAGGGGGGAGAAGAUAUUCCGUGAAGCGCCUCUGUGAGAACACCAGAGAAACAAAUAGGACACCAACAUACACACACACACACACACACUCACACACACUCUUACGCACACACACACUCUUACGCACACAAAUACACACACACUUUGCACAAGUGUACACUGAAGAACCUAGACAAAGUUUUUCAGCUGUGCUGACCAGUUGCAGUUGUCCUGACACCUCAUCCAUACGAAAACCCAGCCGUUUUCUCUCCAUAAAACACUUGUUGAGAUGUGGACGAGCACCCGAGGGCCCGGCUCCAGACAAGACACACAUCGCUGACCUCACUGUUGCCAUGCAACCCCAUUCCCCAGAGAAGAAAAAAAAAAAAAAAAACGGACGGACGGACGACUCUUUUCCAUGCCACAGCCUCGUUGCCAAAACUCUAAUUGAAAUCAGUCUUACUACAUACUUUUAGACACCGUACUUGCCAUUUUUAGGUAUGCCUCUAUGUAUAGAAGCUACUUUCCACACAGUAUGUAAGGUGUUUUAAAAAAAGAGUGCAAUGCAAAAAAAAGUUGUAUAUCUAUAUUGUUAGGGUUAUUUGUACAUUGGACAGUAUAACAUAGAGUUGUUGAUGGUUUUAGUGCCGUUCUCUUUUCUGACCAAACUUUGUGGUCCCUUUGUUGGAAUAGAUCCAUAGAACUUUUCAGUUUAUUUCAACAAAUGAAUAUAUAUAUAUUUUUUUUUUUCCAUUUUAUUUGUUUUUUGAGUUGUCUUUGUUGUUGUGUGCACAACACACUGCCAUGCCUGACACAUCAGUUGAGUCUCAUUUUAUAUACUGUACUUUUUAAAGAGAUAAUUUAUAAUUCUUACCAAAAUGUUUAUGCCGAAGUGUGCGCAGACAGAGUGACUGUGUGGGUGUUCCUGCAGCCGCUGUGACCUUUGAGUGGUCUGUACAAGAGGAGAGAAACAGAAACUGUUCAGUGAUUUAUUGCCUAUCCAAGAAUGUUUUAAGCAGUGCCAUAGACCAUGCAAGUAUAUAAGAUAAUGUUUCAUAUAUAGCACUCUCACAUGAUUUCAUUAUUAUUCUUACUCUAACUUAUUUCUAUAAUAUUAUGGUUCUGAAUGUGAUAUUUUAGAUAGGCUUGGGUAUCCUUAAAAUGUAAACUGUUUUUUUUUUGUGUCAAUUUGUGUUACUGCAUUAUGGUGCCAAGUAUCCUACACCGAAAUGAAGUGUGUAAGAGUUAGAAAAUACUUAAGUCAGAUGGUAAUGAUAUUGAUUAUGAAAUGUAUAAAAAAAACAAAUAAUAGAGAGAAACUCUAAAUGCGGGAAAAGAGCAGGAAGACUUGUUUUUUAUUUUAGUAUGUAGCCUUCAGCAGCCUUCGUUGCAAGUAAUUUGAGCAUUAAAGGGGUGAUCGGAGACGCCAGCGUUUCCUUUUAUCGAUUUCAUUUACUACACUACAGAUUUCAGACCGAUUGAUCCUCCGUGAUUUUUUUUUUUUCCCCAUCUAAAUCACCGCAAGUGGAAAUGAUUUUGUGCCUGCCGCAGAAUUUAUGUUGUCUUGUGUGAUUUGGUUCGUAGGCAAAAAGUUUAACUUUUUUUUUAUUAUUAUUAUUAUUAUUUUUUUUUUAAGCCUGCUUGUUUUUGUUCCUGCUGGUCAUUGUGAUUAUACUGUAGGAGCAUAAGCCGCAGUUUUUCUUCACUCCAUCUUAUAAAAGCAGAUAGAGAUUUUCUUCUAGCCCCCUCCGGACGGCCUGGCCUCUACUGUAGGUGAUGCAGUUCUCAAGCAAUAAAAACCAUUAGAGCUCAA
Molecule: messenger RNA, 3166 nt
Organism: Siniperca chuatsi (mandarin fish)
Lineage: Eukaryota; Metazoa; Chordata; Actinopteri; Centrarchiformes; Sinipercidae
Gene: inpp5a
Product: inositol polyphosphate-5-phosphatase A
Exons: 17
Coding region: 95-1411 (438 amino acids)
Biological process (GO): phosphatidylinositol dephosphorylation
Molecular function (GO): inositol-polyphosphate 5-phosphatase activity
Source: RefSeq, a predicted model, not a curated record